ACAUGUCGGCCAAAACACGACAUGAAAUUCUUUCGAGUUUGACGUUUCCUGCCAAAAUAUUCAGCGAUUGCAUGUGUCGGCAGAAAAUAUCGGCCGUAAAAUGAACGGUCCAGGUGUGAGUUUGUUCCAAGGUGCAGAACUCCAGUUGAAUCAGACCAACCCUGACGAGGAAGAAGCUGAGAAUGCCGCGGAGGAACAACGCAAGAAUGCCGAGUUGAGGAACCUUCUGAACGGUGCUUUUGAUGACCUGGACAUUCAUCAUGACGCUGACCUUAGCUUUGCCAGCAGCAAAAAUCUCAACAACUUUUCAUUGCCUGGUGGUCCUGCGUCUUCGGACGAUGAGCUUCACACUCCGACCGGCCCAAAACGGCUGACCAAUGGUCACUUAAACGGCCACCUGACCAACGGGAAUGGUGAUGGCACCGAGAGCCAGCUCUCGGGCCAUUAUAAUCACUGCUACCACAACAAGGGUGCGUACGCCGACUCAUCAGUGAACUCGACCCCAGUGAAGCCAAAAGUAACUGCUGGAGGCGAUGCCGAGCACUUGGCCACUUUGUACGAAGUGCGCAUGAGGGAAAUCGUCCGUCUUCAGGAUGUGCUUGAAGCCCACAAGAGGGACGCCUCUAAUCAGGUCGAGCGCCUCAACCAAAAGAUUUUGCUACUGGAGGCUGAACGAGUGGCCACAAAGAGCACCCUGACGCAGUCCCAGGCUCUUUUGGUGUCUGCCAAGGAGCAAGUUCAGGAAUUGCUCAAGCAAGUGGAGUACCUCAAAAAGCAAAAUAAGGAACUGGAGGAUCUGAAAGAUGAGCUGGAACAAGAUGGGCUCAUAAUGAGAGCAAAUAUUGAGAGCCUCAACUCAAAGAUGGUGGCAAUGGAGAAAAUCUCAAAUGAAGCAUCGGGUGUUCGUCAGGCUGAUCUUAUUGUAAAAUCUCUGGAGGAAAGACACCGCAAGGAAAUAAUUUCCUACCAAGUGCAAAUUGAAGAGCUGAAGGACAAGCUAAAUAAUUCAACAGACAGUAUAAGAAACCACGAGAGAAGGAUCAUGGAGUUAUCAAGGCAGCAAGAAAUGAUGAUGCUUGAAAAAGCUGAUUCGAUCAAUAGCCUUGCCAGAGCCUUGGCAGAAAGUCAGCAGCACUGCCAAGAAUUGAUGGCUGCCGAUAACACCAACGCUUCGGUUGAAAUCAAACGACUGAGAGAUAAAAUCAAGCAGCAGGAGGGCCUGAUAGAAAAGUACAAAAUAGACGUUGAUCAACUUGAGAUGUUGGUCGGCCUCAGCGUUUUGACCUCGGACUCGUCCUCCUUACCACUGGAAGGCCGUGCUGGAUUCUACAAAACUGGACUUGAUUCUGUUGAGAGCUUAAGAGAGGAGCUUGCUAAAUCUCUUCGAUAUCAUGAGGCACGAAGGGCAGAAAUAAAGCAGCUGCAGUAUGUUAUUCAGGAAAAAGAGGCUGCUGCUCAAGGCUGGCAGAAACAGGAGGAAAAGUACAAGACGGAGAUGCUUAACUUAAAGGCUGAAUGCGACAAGCUUGCCAAUGAGUUGGAAAAGGCCAAAAGUGGAGACCAAGGAAAAGAAUCUCAAAUAAGGAAAGAAAAUGCUGAUCUGCAAGAAAAGAUCUCACACCUGGAGGAGGCCAUCGCGCGCCUGCAGGAGCAAAAUACCCAGCUGGCCGAGCAAUCAGUCGAGUUGCAACGAAUCUGUGAUGAAGAGAAACUCAAGGUCAUUGAUGACCACAGCAAGGAAUAUGUCCGAUUCCACAACGAUGCCUUGGCCAGGGCCAGACAAGAAGAAAAAGAUAAAUUGCACAAGGAAAUGCAGAAACUCAGGCUUCAAUUGGAAUUUGCCCUGGAGGACGCCGACAAAGCAAAGCAGGCGUAUAUCAAUCUUGUCACAACCAAGAAUGCUAUUACUGAUGAGAUGGAAAGCCAGAGGAAGAUCUUAGGCAAACUGCAAAACCAGGUUGGCUCCAGCAGCAGCUCGAAGCAUGAUUUGGGUGAAAUGCAUAUUGCUGUGUACGAGGAGAGAGUGCGCAGAGAAAUUGAGAAUGCUAAAAAAGAGAUGUUGGAGGAAAUUGCUAAGGAGAAGGGCGUUCUGAUGCAGGAAGCCAAACUUGAGGCCGAGAAGGAGCUACAGAGUAAAAUUGACAAAGCGCUAGAUGAAGCUAAAUCACAGUGGAAGAAAACAGACAAUUUGGAAAUAAGACAAGAGUUGGAACUUGAAAUCAACAAACUCAAGGCUCAGCUCGAGAAACAAGUCGAAGAGGCUAAAUUGCAAAAGAAACAGCUCGAAGAUCGGCUCUGGUCGCAGUUCCACGAAGAACUGAUGCGAAUGGACCAGUUUCAGUCAGACAUGAAAUUCAAACGCAUGUCAGAUCAGGUUGACGGAAAACGAAAUGAUAAUGACACAUCGAUUCGCAAGACUCACUCACUGAACAACUUAGAAACGAGGAUCGAAUUGGAGGAGUGCGUGAAGCGGUUGAGCCUGGAGCUGGAAGAGUCUAAAAAGGUCCACUCGCAGCGGCUGAUGGAACUGCAGGAGUUGCUGUUCACCAAGCAGAAAGAGAUGGAAGAGUUCAAGCAGCGCAUGCUGGAAUACACCAAGAGUCUGCACGAGGGGCGAGAGAAGCAAAACGAACAGUAUAUAAGUGCACUGAAGCAGGAGAUUGAGGGUCUGACAGAGGAGCUGGCCAAGAAGAGCAGCCACGGCGACCUUGAGAGGCUCAAGCAAGAGAAACGGAAGGUUGAGGCUGAGGCUGUCAAGAUGAGAAGGGUGGCUGAAAAGUACAAGGAGCGCAUUAUGCAGGCCAAGGAUUUCUACGAACGCAAGGAGAAAAUCAUCACGGAAGAGUUCAAACGCAAGGAGGACAAGUAUUAUGAGGUGCUGUUGAAACUCAAGUGUGAAGUCGACUCUUUCAACGUACUCGGAGACUUCACCUCUGCAGAUGAAGCCGACCGCCCCGUCAAAUUGUAAAUUUGGAUUGUUGUAGAAAGAGCUAUUUUUGUAGAUUAGGUGCCAUGAUGUAUUUUUAGGGACCAAUGUGUUUUAACUUUUAACUGAGGGACCAUGACAGAUGAUGCUCAUUUUAUUCUUAAAUAAGCAAUAAAUAAAAGCCUUGAUGGAUUUUAAUCUUUUAUA
This is a messenger RNA of Neocloeon triangulifer, 3133 nucleotides long. Its product is annotated as early endosome antigen 1-like. The record is from RefSeq and is a predicted model, not a curated record. NCBI's taxonomy places the organism in Eukaryota, Metazoa, Arthropoda, Insecta, Ephemeroptera, Baetidae. Bases 101 to 2968 code for a protein of 955 amino acids. The transcript has 12 exons.